Molecule: messenger RNA, 892 nt
Organism: Acipenser ruthenus (sterlet)
Lineage: Eukaryota; Metazoa; Chordata; Actinopteri; Acipenseriformes; Acipenseridae
Product: DNA-directed RNA polymerase II subunit RPB4
Exons: 4
Coding region: 173-607 (144 amino acids)
Biological process (GO): nuclear-transcribed mRNA catabolic process, deadenylation-dependent decay; positive regulation of translational initiation; mRNA export from nucleus in response to heat stress
Cellular component (GO): P-body; RNA polymerase II, core complex
Molecular function (GO): nucleotide binding; translation initiation factor binding
Source: RefSeq, a predicted model, not a curated record
UCACAUUUGUUUUGUAUUUACUGGUGUUUCUGGUUCCGGGUGCGCGGUUUGUGAACGUGCAUUGUGCAAAAGAGUGAAAUGAAAUAACCAAAUUUGAAGAAGCACAUUGAAAAGGACGAGUUUCUUCUUUUUGUUUCGGGGGUUGAACUUCUCCCUCGAUCAGAGUUUCAGGAUGGCUGCUGGAGGCAGCACCAACGCCGGGCAAGUCGGUGAUGUGGAGGAAGACGCGUCCCAGCUUCUCUUUCCAAAAGAGUUUGAGAACGCGGAGACGCUGCUGAACUCAGAGGUGCACAUGCUGCUGGAGCAUCGCAAGCAGCAGAACGAGAGCGCAGAGGACGAGCAGGAGCUGUCUGAGGUCUUCAUGAAGACCCUCAACUACACGGCUCGCUUCAGCCGCUUCAAAAACAGGGAGACCAUCGCCAGUGUCCGCAGUCUCCUGCUCCAGAAGAAGCUUCACAAGUUUGAGUUAGCCAGUCUGGCUAAUCUGUGCCCAGAGGCAGCUGAAGAGGCCAAGGCUCUCAUUCCCAGUCUGGAGGGCCGCUUUGAAGACGAGGAGCUCCAGCAGAUCCUGGAUGACAUUCAGACCAAGAGGAGCUUCCAGUAUUAGAGGUGCUUGUGUUGAAGAUAGGCAGGAUAACGCGGUUUUAGAGUUCUGAACAUCAACCAAGCAUCUCUGCUGCUCAGUGGAAACUUGUGCCUGUAGUAAGGCCUGGUCAGUACGAUCUCUGUUGAGAGAUUUUAAUAUAAAAGUUUAUAAGGAUGGACCGGUCCUGUGAAGAACCUCUGCAGUUUCAUUUGAAACCCCAGUGAGGGGAGGAAACACAAAGAGGAGGCUGUGGACAACAUUCCAUCGACUGGAUUUGCAGGUCAAAGAAAUAAAGUGUUCAGUUCA